Neopelma chrysocephalum (saffron-crested tyrant-manakin) is the source of this 496-nucleotide messenger RNA. Its product is annotated as ubiquitin-conjugating enzyme E2 T-like. The annotation marks the transcript as partial. Lineage: Eukaryota; Metazoa; Chordata; Aves; Passeriformes; Pipridae. The transcript is spliced from 3 exons. The record is from RefSeq and is a predicted model, not a curated record.
GGGCUGAGGGCUCAGGCCGGGCUCCUCUCCCCACAGGGCACCUGGAGGCCCUCGCUGAGCAUCUCCACCCUGCUGAGCUCCAUCCAGCUGCUGAUGGCAGAGCCCAACCCCGACGACCCUCUCAUGGCUGACAUCUCCUCAGAGUACAAGUACAACAAGCAGCUGUUCCUGCUCCGGGCCCGGGAGUGGACGGAGAGACACGCGGGGCAGGGCAGGGCUCCCGAGCCUUUGGAAGAGAAAAGCACCCAGGGGGAAAGGAGCCCCAGCAGUGAGUCCUCUGGGCAGAAAAGGAAAGGGAGCAACAUCAGCAGGAAGGAGAAGAAAUCCUGCCCAGAUUCCUGAGGGGGUUUUGUUCCCUUGGGAUUGUCCCCAUCCCCUUCCCUCACACAGGUACGAGGUAUCCUGCCUGUAAAGGGCUGCAGCAGUUUGGGUUUUUCUGUUUCCGCGUUUGUUUGGGGUUUUCUUUUUGUGAAAACUUUGCAUUGUAUUAAUAAAA